AAUGAAAUAUUGAAGAUUAUGACAAUAAUUGAAGCGACAUUAGAAAAAUAAAAUUCCAGACAAAUUAUCUUUUUGAAGACUAGGCAGCAUGGUCUCCGACCUUAGCCUGUUCCAAACGGAACAAACGUACUAAAAAAAAAAAUUAGCGCUUUUUAUUACUUUAAAUAAACUUUGUUUUGUUUACUUUUCCUUUUUAAGCUUUAUUUUUAUAGUUAUUUCAAUAUUCAAUAAGAAUUUAAUGAAUUACCAACUAAUAGUAUUUUUCUUUUAACAUAAAAAAACGUAACACUAUAUUAGGUUUAUAAUAUACAACUAAUUUUCUAACUACAAUGAGUGAUUUUCCUGAUCCUGAUGAAGAAUAUGAACUUAUGUAUGCUGAUGAAUUGGAAUUACUUCGAGAUAUAAACGAAUCUGACGAUUCAAAUGCUGUAAAAAGAAAGCAAUUGCCAGCAAAAAGGAGCCUUGACUUUUCCAGCCCUGUUAUAAAUAAAACUCAAAUAACACAAGGAAGCAAUGAUAUUGUAUCUUUUAAUAAUAGUCAACCUAUAAGUCAAAGUUUACAGCCAUUAGACGAUUAUUUAACACCAAAGAAUGCAUCAAAUAAACGAACAGCUGAUGAUCUUUUUGGGGACAUAAAUGAUAUAGAUUUUGAAGAUAUAGAAUUGCCAAGUAAGAGACAGAAGACAGAAGAAGAGAAUGAUUUGGAACUAAUAAACAGGAUCUUAGAAAGUAGAAAGCUUAAACAAAGCCUAUUAGAGCCAUCUAGGGUAAAGAAUGAUUUUCAGCCAACAUACUUAUCAAAGGAGAAUCUGUCACUGAAUAUACCAAGAUGGCCAUUCAUGCCUCUUACAAAUUCAGAUGGUCAACGAAUUUAUGUAAAGUUAGAAUCUGAGGAAUCUUGGGAUAGUUCAUUGGGUAUAACUGAUCAGACAUCAUUGCACUCAACAUUUGCAAAGGCAUGGGAAGAGGCCCGUAGAGUUUUAGAAGAAAAGCAAAAUCAGAAACCUGAAGAGGCAGAACAGCCCAUACAGGUUUUAGAAACUGACGCCAAUAAUAAUUUGCUGCUGGAGAAAUAUCGCCCGCAGUCAUAUUUGGAUCUGCUAUCUGAGGAACCAGUCAACAGGGCUUUGUUACAUUGGCUUCACUUGUGGGAUAAGAUAGUAUUUAAUAAAGAAGUGAAGACAUCGGAACCACAGCAACGCAACAGUUUCAGCAAGCGUACUGGCCAGUUUCAAUUGACGAAUAAGUGGAAAGGCAAAAAAGAAGUAGAACCGGAGAUUGAUGAAGAUGGAAGACCACACCAUAAGGUGGCGCUGUUGUGUGGUCCACCUGGUGUCGGAAAGACCACUCUUGCGCAUUUGCUGGCUAAAAUAUCUGGAUACCGGCCAGUGGAACUUAACGCAUCAGAUGAACGUAGCGUGGAGGCGUUUCGCUCGGCGCUACAGGCCGCUACACUCAUGCGGUCUGUACUCGACAAGGACAGGAGACCCAACUGUCUCAUACUAGAUGAAAUAGAUGGCGCUCCACUACCCACAGUAGAGUUACUAGUGAAAUGGUGUACGGCAACAGUGGCUGAGGGAAAGAAGAAAGCGAAAACUCACCCCCUGCGUAGACCGGUUAUAGCUAUAUGCAACGACUUGUAUGCCACGUCGCUAAGGCCGCUCAGGUCAGUGGCGCUCGUGAUACAGGUAGGGGGCGCGACGAGCGAGCGCGUGGUGCGGCGGUUGUCGCGGAUCGCGGCCGGGGAGCGCGUGGCGGCGGCGCCGCGGACACUCGCCGCGCUGGCGGCGCGCGCGGCCGGCGACCUGCGCGCCGCGCUGCACGUACUGGCGCUAGUCCGCGCCCGCGUCGGCGCCGCCGGGAGACAGCUCAAAAUGGAAGACGUAGAAAACGCAGCAAUAGGAACAAAAGAUUGCCACAAAACACUAAUGCAAGCCCUGCAAGCUGUGUUUACUGUGAACGAUCAAAAUCCAGAUGAAAUUAUGAAGACUAUUCAGGCAGCCGGAGAAUAUGAUAGAUUAGUGGAUGGAAUAUUCGAGAAUUACCUGUCCAGCCGUGUGGACGGGCGGCUUUUAGUGGCGUGCGAAACGAUGUCGUGGCUGCGGUUGCACGACACAGUCAGCUCUUGGACUAUGCGCACCCAGAAUUAUUCCUUGUACAGCCUCCUGCCGCUGUGUGUCGCUAGGUGCCAUGCUGUGCUCGCGACUAGAACUCCGCUUAGGGUUAAGUUCCCUAUGCAGGCGCAAGAGAUGUACAGGAAAAGGCAAGAGUUGGAGUGUAUACUGCAGUCAGUGUACGCGGGCUGUGCGCCCUCUGUCGCCCUCAGCAGGAACUCGUUACAACUGGAUGUGUUACCGUUGUUGCCAUAUCUGCUGUCGCCCAAGUUGCGUUCAGCUAAUGUACAAUUGUGCAGCGAGAGCGAGCGGCGAUCGCUGACUAACUGCGCGGCAGCAAUGUGUGACUACGGCCUGCAGCUGGUCCCACGUCGGCAGCCCGCCGGACUGUUCGCGCUCGAGCUAGAACCUGACGUCUAUAAAAUCGCCUUCUUUGGUAACGAAGAGCGAGCUCGGCCACCGCCUGCACUGCGGCAGGCUAUAGCUAGGGAACAGCAGUUGGAAAUGAUCAGGCGGAAUGAAGAAAUGAUGACAAAAGGAAGCGGUAAAGAAAACACUAAAGAAGGCAAAUUGAAGAGUGAUAAAGAAAAAAGCAAGGAAUUUAUGGAGGCACGCGUUCCGAAUCAUUUGCAGAGAUUACAACCCAAAAUACUAGAGAAAAAAUCACAACAGGUUCAUAAAGACUUCUUCGGACGCAUAGUACCUAUUUCACAAGUUCAACGAAGUGACGCAGUUCCCGACGUGAUAUCAUCAAGCAGCGUGUUCUACCAAUACAGGGAAGGAUUCAACAACGCGGUGCGUCGCAGCGUUCGAACCAGAGACAUGCUCUAGCCGUAGACACAUAGUUUGUUUCAAUAAAACUUAAUGAAAAUGUAAAUAAACUAAUAAUUAAUCCGACCAUAAGGUAAUCUGUUGAUGUCAAAUAGUAGUACAUAUUUAAAAUCACUCGCCGUGUAGUCCCGGCAUAAAAAGAGCUACCCCUUCCCUUCCUAUGGAUGUCGUAGUAGUCGACUAAGGGGCCUUAAUGGUCGAGUGGUGGGCAGCAGCGUCCUUCUUAAAACGUCACCAGCUUAACUGCGGUUGCCAAUCCGUAUGUCAAGCCUAAUAACUACUGGCAAACCACCCUAAUAGGGAGAGACGUAUGUUUACUAGUGGACAGUUAAAGAAUGAUGAUGAUUAAAAUCGAUUAAUUGUUCGACAUGUUGGUAAUUGCAAUUUUGAGAUUAUUUUUGUAAUAGUUUCAACAAAACUUAGUUGACUUUUAUUCAGUUUCAAUGAAGCAGGCUUAUAAUUUGCAUAUUAACGUUUUGUAAACUGAAACAUUUUCCUUUAAAACUAUGUACAUAUAAUGUUUGUUAUUCUGUAAUACAUACAAUUUUGUUUUGUUUUUAGCUGUAACAUACAACACUGUUGUUUUUUCUAUUCAUUAAAAUUUAAGAUUCAAAUAGUCUUAUUUAAAUAAUUUAAGAUUUAAAUAAAUAAAAAAAAACCGACUCAGUUGUGGCAAAGCAAGUUUUUUUUUUAUUUAAAAACAAACUAUUGAACCGAUUUUGAUGAAGUUGCUUUGAUAAUUUUUAUAUAUAUUUGUAUUUUAUUUAUAUUUCUUAUAUUAAAUAUCUAGUGUAUCCUACACUUACAGAUUAGUCCAAAGAAAUAUUAUAUAUAUAUUAUAUAUAUGAAAGAAUUUUCCAAAUCCGUUCGUAACUAAAGCAAUUAUGAGGUAUAUAAAAUAUGGAUAUGACAGUGAAUUUACUGGGUACAGAGGAAUAACACCUGAGUCCUCAGGAAUGGCAACGCAUGGGGGGUAUCAUGGACGAAACAGUAUACUCUGUUAUGUCCAUGGUACUGCUCAUGUCUAUAGGUGACGGUUAAUACUUUCCAUCAAGUGGGCUUUCAACUUGUUUGCCAUUCUAAGUUACAAAAAAUAAAAAUAAAAUAAACCUUUUUUUGAAGUCGAUUGAAAAUCUACCUGUAAAAUUAAAGUCAGUUUAAAACAACAGACAGCAAACAAUACGAAAGUCAGCCGCGAACUCAAGUUGUAUAUAUUUGCAGGGAAACGUUGAAGUCUUACUUUAUUGGGCAGUAAAUUGUAAACUUGCGUUAGUUAGCACACGGAGACGGCGGCGCACCUGAGCUUGCUAACUUUGUUCGUAAAUCGUCCACGAUAGAGAUGUAUAGAUAUAAUAUUACAACUUACUACAUUCUCGCCCCGGCUUCGCAUGGGUUUUUCCAAACUUCCAUAAUCCACGCAUACAAAUAUGCAAAGCUAGUACAAAAUAAAUACAGUGAAUUAUAUUCAAACGUUUGUUUUCCUUAUCGUUUAAAUAUUUAAACAUGUUUUAAACAAGUAUACAAAUACGUGUUACGUUUGUUGUACAUUCUAGUGGAACUUUAUUCGGUGUACCUUUACACUCGAAUAGCUAAAAAUCUGUUAUAUACCUGAUAUAUAUUUUAAGGAGAUUAAAAUAAAUAUGUAUAUUUUUGUGUAAUCAUGUCUUUUAUUUCAUUUAGUAGCUUUGUUCAUACAUAGAUAUAUGCAUGUCCCAGUGGGCAACGUGACAGAAAAUGCAAUGCAAUUUCUUUUAAGUUGUUAGUGUACUUGAUCAUACAAGUCUAAAAGUAACAGCUCAUACAUAUCGUUAUUAUAAUAAUAACGAAAUUGGAAUAAAUAUAUAAAAAUAUCAAUUG
Molecule: messenger RNA, 4802 nt
Organism: Galleria mellonella (greater wax moth)
Lineage: Eukaryota; Metazoa; Arthropoda; Insecta; Lepidoptera; Pyralidae
Gene: cutlet
Product: chromosome transmission fidelity protein 18 homolog
Exons: 16
Coding region: 330-2945 (871 amino acids)
Molecular function (GO): ATP binding; ATP hydrolysis activity
Source: RefSeq, a predicted model, not a curated record